AUCUGCUCCCAGUCCUCGACCCCUCCGUCCUCCUCCUCCUCCUCCUCUUCCUCUCUCCUGCUGCUGACCAUGGCCGGAUCCGUCACCAGCGACAGCUCCGCGGAGCGUGUGGGAUACAUCACCCGCAUCCAGAGCUUCAGCGCCUGCCACCGCCUCCACAGCAUCCACCUGAGUGACGAAGAGAAUAAAAAAGUCUAUGGAAAGUGCAACAACCCUCAUGGUCAUGGACACAACUACAAAGUGGAGGUUACGAUUCGGGGAAAGAUUGAUCGUGUCACCGGCAUGGUCAUGAACCUGACUGACUUAAAGAGAUGCAUUGAGGACGUCAUCAUGACUCCACUGGACCAUAAAAACCUGGACAAGGACGUUCCUUACUUUGCCAGCGUUGUCAGCACCACUGAGAACGUGGCUGUUUACAUUUGGGACAACAUGGUGAAGGCUCUGCUGCCCAACCUGCUCUACGAGAUCAAGAUCCACGAGACAGACAAGAACAUUGUCGUGUAUCGAGGAGAAUAGACGUGAUGAUUGUCUACAAGUGCCAUUAAUGACUGCUUGUUGAACAGAUUCCGGUUUGUAAGGCUGAUUCUGGUUUAUUAUGAUGAGUGGUGGAUUAUAGUGAUAAUCUUGCACUUUACACAGACUGUAGCAAAUCCAAAUUUUAAGUUUUUGUUGAAUUUGUAUUCUUGUUAAAGUGACACAAAGUGCAUUUGUCUACUGGUUGUGACCAAAGAUCAUUUAAUUGCUUGCUAAUCUUUUUUAACCCUUUUAAAAAGCCCAACGAAGCUAAAGUAAAUUUCCUCUCGUCUCCAUAUCCUGUUAAUCAUUGUAAAAAACUCAUAUUAAUAAAGUUAGCCACAUUAUGUAAAUCGCUGAAUGUCAAACUAAAUGAUUCUACAACUAAACUUUUCUGAACAGUAAGUUUAGAAGUAGUAUUCUUCAGCUGUUUAAAAAUAUGAACGGGCACUGUUGAGCCUGGCUGUGAAGCAGUGAUGACCAGUGCUGAAAUUAUAAAAAUUAAAUAAAUAAAAGAUAAUUUAUUUGUUUA
Messenger RNA from Pleuronectes platessa (European plaice), 1045 nucleotides. It is a transcript of the gene pts, whose product is annotated as 6-pyruvoyltetrahydropterin synthase. Gene Ontology annotation, molecular function: 6-pyruvoyltetrahydropterin synthase activity. Gene Ontology annotation, biological process: tetrahydrobiopterin biosynthetic process. NCBI's taxonomy places the organism in Eukaryota, Metazoa, Chordata, Actinopteri, Pleuronectiformes, Pleuronectidae. The record is from RefSeq and is a predicted model, not a curated record. The transcript is spliced from 6 exons. Gene Ontology annotation, cellular component: mitochondrion. The coding region runs from base 70 to 516 and encodes 148 amino acids.